Messenger RNA from Histoplasma capsulatum G186AR, 429 nucleotides. RefSeq lists its product as uncharacterized. Lineage: Eukaryota; Fungi; Ascomycota; Eurotiomycetes; Onygenales; Ajellomycetaceae. The transcript is spliced from 3 exons. The record is from RefSeq and is a predicted model, not a curated record.
CUGCCUUCCCACGUUUCUAUGUACUCCAUUUCGUCUGAGGGGAUAACUGCUAUCGAAAUUCUGCCUUGGCUUUUUCCGGAGAGCAGCAAUUAUCCUAACCAAGAUUUUUCGCUUCUAAUAUUCGCUUGGAUUGCAUUAUCGUGCUCCAGGGGUUCAGAAAUUAAUGCCUUCCCCCUCUGUCCCACCAUAACUCUGAGAGGUAACUUGCCCCUCAUCUCACUUGGCGAUAGUAUCAUUUGCGGUAUCGGCCCUGGGGCUUCAAAGCUGAACAAACGAUCAGAUGAUGUUGGACUUCGUGGAGUUUGGUCGCAUCUCUGGUUGGCAGUCAUUGACCGGGCAUAUGAUCCAAUAGUGGGCGUGGAAGGGCGCCAAUGCCUUGGCCCAUUUGAUCUCCCAGCCGCCCCCGCUGUUGAAGACCUAGUUAUCUAA